Messenger RNA from Rhagoletis zephyria (snowberry fruit fly), 3282 nucleotides. RefSeq names its product AF4/FMR2 family member 4-like. The record is from RefSeq and is a predicted model, not a curated record. Lineage: Eukaryota; Metazoa; Arthropoda; Insecta; Diptera; Tephritidae. Gene Ontology annotation, cellular component: nucleus. Gene Ontology annotation, biological process: regulation of DNA-templated transcription.
UCAGGCUAUUUCAACAAACACAUUCACACUCGGCUGUUGUGGUUUUUGGUGGCGUAAUAAUCGCCAUGUCGCAUCCAUGCACUCAGGAUUGUACGAUAAGCAUUGACUGCGACAAUACUCGUGACAGGUUUUCCAGUAAGCAUCCAGAACGAACAAUUCUAGUCUUAACUACUGCAACCACUGCAACAACGCUAAUCUGUCCAAAACGGCGACUUAAUGAAUAUUAAUCAGGAAAAUUCCAGCAACGGAUUCCAGCAGCGACAUCCAGCACAGCAAUACCCGCCAGCACAACACUACCCGCUCCCACUGCCGCCGACCCUGCAGCCAGCGUCUGUUGCUGCUGCUGCCGCCGCCAUCGCCACUGGACCACACUCGCUGCCGACCAGCGCACAACUGCAAGACCUCGAGCUUGAAUAUCUGAAGAAGGCGCACGCUCACGCCCAAGCGCAUGCGCAAGCACAGGCCGCCGCACUUGCAUACAGUUACGAGCGCCAUCAGCUGCAGCAGCAGCAGCACCAUCAUCACCACCAUCAACAACAACAACAACAACUACAGCAACAACAGCAGGAACUUGCGCGGCGCUCAAGUGGCGGCGAUCACGAUUUGUCCGGCAAACGGAAUUCGCUUCAUCAACAGCACAAUACAGCGACAACGAGCUCAGCAUCCAUGGUUAUGUCACCAAGCCGCCGUCCGUCACCGCCGAGGGCAGCAACUCUUCCCAUGAAUAUGCAUUUGAGUUCAUUGGCGCACGCGCAGAUGCAACUACAAUCGCAACUUCAUCAAAAGCUUUCGGCCGCGGCGUCGGCAUCGGGCAGCAACAGUUUGUCGCCGCCAAACCAUUUGGCCAAUUAUUUUCGCGGUCAGGCAUCGCCAGCUUGUGGCUUGCCACCGCCACCACCGCCGCCAACAUCGAACGCCAGUGCAAACAGUCAACAUCACCACUCAGCAUCUAACUCAUCGGCUGCCAGUGCGAGUAGUCCUGGCAGCAGUAUGCAGCAGUCAGCCAAUAGCGGUUCGCCUCAAAACCCGCACAACCCGCUUAGUCACCUGCAAAACAUGCAACCAUUCGACUUUCGCAAGAUCAGUUCUACGGCGUUUGGCGGCUUGCCACCGCUGCCACCAGCGCGCAUGAGUCCAAACGAGCUGGCGCAUCACCAGCACCUGCAACAACAGGCUGCUCAACAAGCAGCAAUGUUGGCACAAGCGCGUCGUCGCAUCAACGAGGCUUCCACUCCGUCGGAGAAAAAUGCGGCAGUCGCUGCGGCCGCGGCUGCUGCAGCUCAAAGCAACCAGUUCUUCAAUGCGAUGGCUAUGUCGGGGCACCCGUUACCCUUUCCUUUACCACCACCUCCGCCUCCACCGCCGACGCUCGGCCCAGGCGCUUCACCUACGGGCGUUCCAACAGCAUCCAGUUUACCUCCGGGCCUGACGAGUAAUCAAGUGGCGGCUAUAGCUGCAGCAGCUGCUGCUUCCGGAAAUCCAAUGCCUCAUAGUCUUCUCGCGUCUCAUUUUCCCACAAUUAAUCCCAACCUAAACCUGAGCAAGCAAGCUAUACGUUCGAAAUCCCCAGAUGCUGAGGAGGCAAAACUGUCUAAACAUCAGGGCGACAGCGGAAACAUGGGUCACAUACGUGAACGUGCAGGCACCUCGCACGCUCAGCAGCCGCCUACUCAUCGCAUCCACCAUCAUCAUCCUGUUUCGCCACCAACAUCCAUUGGCUCCGCCGCCAUAUCCAAUUCGUACCAAAGUCAACAUCAUGAAUCUCGUCAAUCGCGCUCAAGUCACAUCGAUCACUCGUCCUCUCAUUCCUCGCAACGACUUACGAGAUUUUCUUCCGGCGUUAGCUUACGUCCUGGACGAAAAUCGCACUCACCGGGCAAACGUCAAUGGGGCACUUUGCCUGCGAAUUUGGGCACUCAGUUCAUCAACCCGGUCACAGGAAAAAAGCGCGUGCAGUGCAAUGUCUGCUUAAAGACCUUCUGUGACAAAGGCGCGCUCAAGAUCCACUUUUCCGCGGUACAUUUGCGAGAGAUGCACAAGUGCACCGUAGACGGCUGUAGUAUGAUGUUCAGUUCUCGCCGAUCUCGAAACCGCCACAGUGCCAAUCCGAACCCGAAGCUGCAUUCUCCCCACCUCAGGCGCAAAAUAUCUCCCCACGAUGGGCGCACAGCUCAACCUCAUCCGUUGCUCUUACAACCACCGAACGGGCUGAUGGCCGGUCUCAAUCCAUUUGGCAGCUUUCCGCUGCUCACACCACCGCCCGAUAUGAGGCACCAUCAAAUGGCCAGCAUGCACGACAUGAAACACGGCUCAGCUGAAUUUAUGCACCGUUCAUACAUGGACAGCGCCAUGUUGGGACGCUUUGACACACGCUCUCGUCACCGACAAGGCAGUGAGGGCCAGUUGGACGAUGACGAAGAUGAUAGCAUAUUGGAUGGCGGCAUUCACAUAGGCGAUGACGACGACGACGACGAUGAUGACGAUGACGAGGGAGAGGGUAUUGUGGUGGUGGGUGACGAAGGUGAUAGUAUUUUGGAGAAAACCAACUCAGAGGACUACAACACCGAUGGCGGCGGGGACGACGCCUCCGAUGUAGAAGACAACAGUCACGAUAUGGAUCUCACCUCGCCUUUAACGACUGACUACAAGCAUACCAAAGAACCAUCUUCCAGUAAAGUACCGAGCGGUGACCGCGAUGCCGAAUCGGGCGUGGCUGAGCAGCACAGUAGCGAGAGCAACGACGACUCACUUAGUGUAACCGAUUCGUUCAGUAUGCGGGGCGACUUUGAGAGUUCUACCUUUCCGGGCGUGGGUAGUGGCGGUAGCAGCAGCGCUGCAAACACACCUGGUUCCACAUCGAAUAAACGCAAGCGAAAGAGUCAGAACCCAGUUCGAUGUACUGUGCAAUCGGAUGAAAACUCCUGUGAUAACUCCAACGAAUACGAUUUAGUCGCCGAUUUGUCGGUAAAAAAAUCAGUUCCAGAAACGUGUUUUGAGGACAACGAAACAAAGGGAGACGAUUCCCAAGACAAUGCAUCACUGGAUUUGACCAAAAGAACCCGAAAGUCUGAGAGCCCAGGUCCAACAGUGGUCAACUCAAACGCCACCGAGAGUACAAAAGUUCUUCCGUCACCACCGCUGACACCAUCUACGUCGACUAGCGAACCAACGGCAACGGCACGCCAACAUCUAUUUUCAAGCACUCAACUGAAGUCAGAGCCAAUAGACGUUGAAUAUGAACGACAGCAAAAUAUUCAGAAUGGAACUGACUCAAGCCAACCG